Messenger RNA from Pungitius pungitius (ninespine stickleback), 1279 nucleotides. RefSeq lists its product as uncharacterized. The record is from RefSeq and is a predicted model, not a curated record. The transcript is spliced from 7 exons. Lineage: Eukaryota; Metazoa; Chordata; Actinopteri; Perciformes; Gasterosteidae. The coding region runs from base 374 to 1180 and encodes 268 amino acids.
CUUCCAAAGAGGAAGUGCUCGCGCACCGCGUGGCUAGUCUGUCGGAUGUAAACAAAGGCGUACUCCUUUCGAUUAAACCCAGAAAUAAAGAAAUACGCGACCGAGUUGCGGUGAGAUAACAGGGGCUGCUCGUCGUGUGGACUCCACACGGGGUUGUCUCUCACUGUCACAUUAGGCGCAUUUGUUAUUUAGCGAAUAAUCGCAAUGUUAGCGCGCCGGAGCAGCAGCCGUGCCCAUGGGUCCACGUAACAAUACGUCUCCACCGCAAAAACGUAACAAUUGACCCUUGGCCAGUCACGUGAUCCCCUUGCGGAGACAAGCAAGAUAUUUCAUUUUCUCUCCACUCUGUGGUUGCUCCCCAGAAAACAAGAUCAUGAAGUUUUUGGAUCUAUUUGGACGCCUGAAGUCUGUGGUUAUUGGAAUGAUUCAUGUCAAAGCCUUGCCAGGAACCCCGAUGGGUUGCAUGAAAAUGUCCCAGAUCACCGAAGAAGCCUGCAGAGAGGCAGAGAUGUACAGCAAAGCAGGGAUCGACGGGCUGAUCAUUGAGAACAUGCACGACGUCCCUUACUGUUUCUCCGUGGGCCCCGAGGUGUGCGCCUGUAUGACCGCAGUGUGCGCUGCUGUGAGAGGCGUCUGUCCUCGCCUGCCGCUCGGAGUCCAAAUACUGUCUUCUGCUAACCAGCAGGCCAUGGCCGUAGCUCUGGCUUCAGGUCUGGAUUUCAUCAGGGCCGAGGGUUUCGUCUUUUCUCACGUGGCCGAUGAGGGUCUCCUGAACGCCUGCGCUGGGGACUUGCUGAGAUAUCGCAAGCAGAUCGGCGCUGAACGCGUGCAGAUCUUCACCGACAUCAAAAAGAAGCACAGCUCCCACGCCCUGACGUCGGACGUGAGCAUCGAAGAGACGGCGCGCGCCGCCGAGUUCUUCCUCUCGGACGGACUCAUCAUCACAGGAGCGGCCACCGGAGCACAGGCGGACCCACGGGAGCUUCGAGAGGUUUCCCAGUGUGUGAAAAUCCCGGUGCUGAUUGGUUCCGGAGUGACCUACGACAACAUGGAACGCUACCUCGAUGCAAACGGAAUGAUCAUCGGGUCUCAUUUCAAGGAGGGAGGCCACUGGGCCAAUGCCGUCGACCCGGAGCUGGUGAAGAGGUUCAUGGGGAAGAUACGUGGCCUACGGGAAUAAGGGAAUAUCGCCUGAAAGAUGUUUACUUGUACUACGACUGUGUGCAGGGCCACAUUAAACACAUUCCACCUUAAGGAAACCAGAUGUUUAUUAUCAUUU